This is a messenger RNA of Cannabis sativa, 1308 nucleotides long. RefSeq lists its product as uncharacterized. Lineage: Eukaryota; Viridiplantae; Streptophyta; Magnoliopsida; Rosales; Cannabaceae. The transcript has 6 exons. The record is from RefSeq and is a predicted model, not a curated record. The coding region runs from base 1 to 1308 and encodes 435 amino acids.
AUGGCUCUUAGGGGGGAUAAGGCCCCUGGUCCUGAUGGCAUUAACCCUCUUUUUUAUCAGAAAAAUUGGCCUAUUAUGGGUAAAGAUCUCUGUCAUGCUAUUCUUGAUGUCUUAAAUAAUGGGGCCAACCUUGCUCCCAUAAAUGAGACUUUUGUUAUCCUUAUCCCAAAGAAAAACAAUGAUAUCAGGGUUCAGGAUUUUAGGCCCACCAGUCUUUGUUUUACCAUUUACAAAGUUGUUGCUAUGUCCAUAGCUUAUAAAUUGAAGGCCAUUACCUAUAGGAAAAGUGGAAAAGUUGGUUGGGCAGCUCUUAAACUUGACAUGGAGAAAACUUUUAAUAAAGUUGAUUGCAUUUCCACUGUUUCUCCCAAACUUUACAUUAAUAAUAGUUUAUCCUCUCAUAUCUUUCCUUCUCGAGGAAUUGGGAAAGGCGACCCUCUUUCACCUUACCUGUUCUUUCGAGUUGCUGAAGGUCUUUCUACCCUAAUCCCUUCCAAAACUCAAGAUCAUCUGUUUAAGGGCAUAUUUAUAUGUCGAUUGGCUCAUUCAAUUCCCCAUCUUUUGUUUGCUAAUAAUAGCCUGCUUUUCACUCUUGUUAACACCCAAAAUUGUAAAGCUAUCAAUGAUAUUCUCAACAUCUACGAUAAAGCCACAUGUCAAUCUGUUAACUUGGCCAAGUCUUCUUGUUUUCAUUGCUCUAAGAAAUCUUCCUUUCUUUUCCUUCUUCAAAAGGCUAGUAGUAAGCUUUCUGUUUGGAAUCAAAAGCUCUUUUCAAAAGCUUGUAAAGAAGUUUUGCUCAAGAGUGUUCUUGGGCAUGUAAAUAUUGGAAGUACACUAGUUUCUCAAUUUUUUUUCCAUAAUAAGAAGAAUUGUGAUAUUAAAGAAAUUCUAUUAAGAGGUUUUGAUGCUUUUCGGAAAGACAAUUUGGCUGUGUUUUUUGGUAUUUUAUGGGCUAUAUGGAACCACCGUAACAAGUUUCUGUUUGCAGAUAAGAAGCAUGUUUAUAUGGAUAUAGAACCUUUUAUUGUUUCUUAUUUGCAAGACUACAAAGUAGCCCAAGCAAUGAUCAUUCUCCAAUCAGAUAGUUCCACCCAAAACCAAGAGGCAGCUCAAUCGAGACCAACUUCCUCAUUGUCUAUUCUAGAGCAAUACAAGCUUAGUGUAGAUGCUGCAAUAAAAAGGCAGGUUAACAAACAUGGAUAUGGGGUUGUAGUUCAAGAUUCGAAUGACAGAGUCAUAGCAGAAAUCUAUUCUUCUACAACUUCAGGUGUUCCUCCAAUCUUUGCUGAAGUUGAGGCUCUUCUUUGA